AUGGAAGCCAACACUUCCCUCUGGCACAGCUACCUCGAGGUGAUCGUGUCCCGCGAGAGGGAGCGGCUGGAGAAUUUCCAGCGGGCUGAGGACAUCCUGCUGACCCUGUUGGAGGAUGUCCAUGCCAGGGAGCCCCGCUUCCUUGUGGACUACGCCAGGAACCUGGAAGCCUUAGAGUUUGCUCUCUGUGCCUCUGAGGAUGCUGUCACUGUAGAGAUGCCCCUGCGGAUCGACGGUGAUACCCUGCAGCUGUUGGCAUGCCAGCCCAGAGACACCCCAGGAGGGCACCCUCCAGGGCUGAACACCUGCUAUCUGGAAGUGCCCUCUCCAGGGACCGAUUUGGAGGACUGGAUCAGUGUCGUGGGUGCGAUGGAGCAUGGAGGUGGUGCGAGGUGUCUGGUUCCGGGCAAAGUCCUCCAGCACCUGAAAGAGCUCCUUGUUUCAGCCAUCGUGCACUGCCAACGCUGCUUCCUGCUUCAGCCAGGUGACGUCAGCGCCGAAAAUCUGCAGGAAGAUGCCAUGGAGCUCUCCCUGCUGAUCCGUGGCAGCUGGAAGAACAUUCGCUUUGACAUUGUUCCGGUGGUGAGGAGGCAGCAGGAGCCGUUCCAGCUCCAGGGGAGGCAGAUUGACAGGGGUUUCCCUGAAGGCAGCCUCCGGAAGGCCACAGAAGAGGCCCACUUUGUCCCUGCCUCUCCCCAUUGCUGGAGAUCCUCCACUCACCUCCCCAUCCUGAGGCUGCUACACGCAGUGGACACACUGAAGGGACCUCGUCUGGACGGCCUUCGCCUGCUCGACCAGCUCCGCGACCAGGACUGGGGAGAGGAGGGUGGGAAAAGCGGUCUCACUUUCAACUACCUGAAGAUGGUGCUGCUGUGGAGCACGGAGCUCUUUCCCUCCCUGGAGGACUGGCAGGACCUGGAGGGCUCUGUCUACAGGCUCUUGGUGAUCCUUCUCCGCUGCCUGGCCACCCGGCACCUGCCCCAUUUUCUGAACCCAGAGGAGAACCUCUUCCAAGGAGCGACCAUGGACCUUGCCUCCCUCUACCAUAAAGUAGAGAGCUUUGCCCGGGACCCCCGACGCUUCCUCCAUUUCCAUUUUGGCCACUCUGCACGCACUGACAGCUGGAAGGCAGACCCCAACACCCGAGCUCUCCUGCAGCUCCCCAGCAAGGAUGGGUCUUAUUGGGACACAGCCUACUUUGACAUCCUGCUCAGCCAGUUUCAGGUGUACCGGAUCCAGGACAGUGCGCGCCGCUCAGCAAUGUCCCAGCUCCUCUCCAAGAUCCGGCAAGAAAUUCCGCAGCAGAGCUGAGUUGGAACCCUGCUGCCGCC
Messenger RNA from Neopelma chrysocephalum (saffron-crested tyrant-manakin), 1331 nucleotides. It is a transcript of the gene MAB21L4, whose product is annotated as mab-21 like 4. The transcript has 5 exons. The coding region runs from base 1 to 1311 and encodes 436 amino acids. The record is from RefSeq and is a predicted model, not a curated record. NCBI's taxonomy places the organism in Eukaryota, Metazoa, Chordata, Aves, Passeriformes, Pipridae.